This is a messenger RNA of Aureococcus anophagefferens, 1146 nucleotides long. RefSeq lists its product as hypothetical. Gene Ontology annotation, molecular function: protein binding. Lineage: Eukaryota; Pelagophyceae; Pelagomonadales; Pelagomonadaceae. Gene Ontology annotation, biological process: protein localization to cilium; cilium assembly. Gene Ontology annotation, cellular component: ciliary basal body. The annotation marks the transcript as partial. The record is from RefSeq and is a predicted model, not a curated record. The transcript has a single exon.
AAGCCGGGUAUGCGCAAGAAGAAGGAGGUCUUCAAGUCGCCGGAGCGGUUCAAUUGGCUCAUCAGCCUUUUGUACGGCCGCCAGGAGUUCGGGGAGUGCCUCAAGGUCGUCGAGCAGGCCCUCGAGGAGAGCGGGGGCCUGAACGAGUACCCGCUCUACAUCAAGGCGCUCAUCAUGCGCCAGCAGGGCAAGAUCCAGGAGAGUUUGACGCUGUUCCAGAGCGCGACGUGCCUGAACCCGUCGAACGUCGCGAACCUGAAGCAGGUCGGCCACAGCCUCUACCUCCUGGGCAAGCACAAGGCGGCGCUGGGCGUCUACAAGCAGGCGCGGGAGAUGUCGGCGGACAUGCAGCGGUCGAGCUCCGACGGCGGCCGCGCGGACGCGGGCGACGGCAACGACUGGGAGCUCUGGCACAACUCGGGCCUCUGCCACGCGUACCUGAAGCAGUACGACAAGGCCAUCGAGGCCUUCACGCGGGCCAACGGCAUCGGGCGCCACGACGCGACCUUCAUGCAGCUCGGCAAGGUCUACCAGCAGAUGGGCAACCACAAGGAGGCGCUCCGGGUCUACCAGGACGCGCUCGACUUCAGCCCCGAGAACCCCGAGCUGCUGUGCACCAUCGGGCUGACCUACCUGCGCCUCAACGAGCACCAGCGCGCCUUCGACUUCCUGGGCAACUCGUUGACCCACGACCCGAAGAACCCGAAGGCGAUCUUAGCGGCCGGGUCCAUCAUCCAGGACAACAAGGACAUGGACGUCGCGCUCCACAAGUACCGCGUCGCCGCGGUGCAGACGCCCCACAGCGCCCAGCUCUGGAACAACAUCGGCAUGGCCCUCUUCGGCAAGGGCAAGAACGUCGCCGCCGUGUCCUGCCUCAAGCGCGCGCUCUACUACGACCCCUUCGAGUGGAUCAUCUCCUUCAAUCUGGGGCUCGUGCACCUGCACACGGAGCAGUACGCGUCGGCCUUCCACCACUUCAACACGUCCAUCAACCUCAAGGGCGACUACGCCCAGUCCUACAUGUACCUCGGCGUCGCGCUGUCGAAGAUGGACGACGCGGCGAACGCGUUCGCGGCCUUCGACAAGUCGCUCAAGCUCGCCGACGACUACACGACGCGCCUCAACUACGCCAUCGCCCUCGCCAAC